Messenger RNA from Pleuronectes platessa (European plaice), 1893 nucleotides. RefSeq names its product transketolase. Gene Ontology annotation, biological process: ribose phosphate biosynthetic process; pentose-phosphate shunt, non-oxidative branch. NCBI's taxonomy places the organism in Eukaryota, Metazoa, Chordata, Actinopteri, Pleuronectiformes, Pleuronectidae. The record is from RefSeq and is a predicted model, not a curated record. Bases 7 to 1893 code for a protein of 628 amino acids. Gene Ontology annotation, molecular function: transketolase activity; thiamine pyrophosphate binding. Gene Ontology annotation, cellular component: endoplasmic reticulum membrane; extracellular exosome. The transcript has 14 exons.
GGCCAGAUGGAGGACUACCACAAACCAGACCAGCAGACUGUGCAGGCGCUCAGGAACAUCGCCACCCGGCUCCGGAUCAACUCCAUCAAGGCGACAACUGCAGCGGGCAGCGGUCAUCCCACAUCAUGUUGCAGCACAGCAGAGAUCAUGUCUGUGCUCUUCUUUCAUACCAUGAAGUACCGACCUGAAGACCCCCGCAACCCCAACAACGACCGUUUCAUCCUCUCCAAGGGUCAUGCAGCUCCUGUGUUGUACGCCGUGUGGGCAGAGACCGGCUACCUGAAGGAGAACGAGCUCUUCAACCUGCGCAAGGUGGACUCCAUCCUGGAAGGACACCCAGUGCCGAAGCAGCAGUUUGUGGAUGUGGCCACUGGAUCUCUGGGUCAGGGCCUGGGAGCUGCCUGUGGGAUGGCGUACACCGGGAAGUACUUUGACAAGGCCAGCUAUCGGGUGUUCUGCCUGCUGGGUGACGGAGAGAUGUCCGAGGGCUCAGUGUGGGAGGCCAUGGCUUUCGCCUCCUUCUACCAGUUGGACAACCUGGUGGCCAUCUUGGACAUCAACCGCCUGGGUCAGAGCGAACCGACUCCGCUGCAGCACCAUGUGGAGAAGUACCAGCGGCGCUGCGAGGCCUUCGGGUGGCAGGCUGUCAUCGUGGACGGCCACAGUGUGGAGGAGCUGUGUAAGGUGCUGAGUCAGCCCCGCCACCAGCCACUGGCCAUCAUCGCCAAGACCAUCAAGGGCAAGGGCAUGUCAGUGGCUGAGGAUAAGAUGGGCUGGCACGGCAAACCCCUGCCCAAAGACAUGGCCGAGAGCAUGAUCAAGGAGCUGCAGGGCCGCAUCGUCAGCUGCAGCAAGCGUCUGUACCCUGCUCCGCCGAUCGAGGACGCGUCGCCCGUCAGCCUCCGCAACAUCCGCAUGCCCAGCGCACCCAGCUACAAAUCUGGAGAAAAGAUGGCCACGAGGAAGGCGUACGGCAUGGCUCUGGCCAAGCUGGGUCGCUACAACGAGCACGUGGUGGUUCUGGACGGAGACACCAAGAACUCCACCUUCGCCGAGCUCUUCAAGAACGAACACCCCAACCGCUACGUGGAGUGUUACAUCGCAGAGCAGAACAUGGUGAGCGUGGCGAUGGGUUGUGCCGUGCGCGACCGUAACGUGGUGUUCGCCAGCACCUUCGCCACCUUCUUCUCUCGAGCCUACGACCAGCUGCGCAUGGCCGCCAUCUCUGAGAGCAACAUCAACCUCUGCGGCUCCCACUGCGGCGUCUCCAUUGGGGAGGACGGACCCUCUCAGAUGGGUCUGGAGGAUCUGGCCAUGUUCAGAGCCCUUCCCACUGCGACCGUCUUCUACCCGAGCGACGGUGUCUCCACUGAGAAGGCCGUGGAGCUCGCCGCCAACACAAAGGGUUUGUGUUACAUCCGAACAAGUCGCCCAGAGAACAACAUCAUCUAUAACUGCAAUGAGGACUUCCAUGUUGGUCAGGCAAAGGUUGUGUACAAAACCAAUGAUGAUCAUGUGACUGUGGUCGGUGCAGGAGUGACCCUUCAUGAGGCUCUGGCUGCUGCUGAGAUGCUGAAGAAAGAGAGAAUCAACAUCCGUGUGAUCGACCCUUUCACCAUCAAACCCCUGGACUCCAAGACCAUCAUUGACAACGCCAGGGCAACCAGAGGACGCAUCAUCACAGUGGAGGACCACUACUAUGAAGGUGGUCUGGGUGAGGCUGUGUGCUCGGCUGUCGUCAACGAAACCGGCUUCACCGUCCAGCGCCUGGCAGUGUCCCAGGUGCCACGCAGCGGGAAGCCCCAGGAGCUGCUCCGGAUCUUUGGCAUUGACCGUGACGCCAUCGUUCAGGCGAUCCGUAAAAUGCUCAGCACCUCCGCCAACGCCAAGUGA